ACAUAUCUCACAGCAAAAUACACUAGUCUGCAGAAGUUUGCUGCUGCACCGAAAAGACAGUUCGAGUCAUUAAGUCCAGAAGUUAUCAAACCUUCCCUGCGCAUAAAUUAUGAAGACUUCACAGAAACAAGUUAUUGGAAUUCCAAUCAGAACAGCAUCAUAUGCAGUUGAGAAGAUGCCGAGACUGUUACUUGAAAAUGCUGAGCAGCGCUAUAUUCCAAGUCCUGCAAAUAAAGCUCUCGCAUGCAAGCAAAAUAAAAUAGAUUCGAUGCUUAAAAGGAUGAACAAGCUAGGGAAAAAAGCUGACAAAUUUGCUCAUGGAAUCCGAGAGCAUAUGAGGCUGGGGACCAAGAUCACUGAAACUCUUGUAGGGAAGCUGAGCUUGGGGGCUAGGAUCCUUCAAGUAGGAGGGGUGAAGAAAGUUUUUAGGCAGUUAUUUAGUGUUAGUGAAGGAGAAAGAUUGUUGAGAGUUUGUCAAUGUUAUUUGUCAACCACAGCUAGUCCUAUUGCAGGCCUCCUCUUUAUCUCUACUGAAAAGCUUGCCUUCUGCAGUGAGAGAUCAAUUAAGUUGUCUUCUCCAGAAGGAAAAUUGGUCAGAAUUCAUUAUAAGGUAGUUGUCCCAUUAAGAAAGAUAAAGACAGCCAACCAGAGUGAGAAUGCGAAGAAGCCAUCAGAGAAGUACAUAGAAAUAGUUACUGUAGAUGAUUUUGAUUUCUGGUUUAUGGGUUUCUUCAGCUACCAGAAAGCUUUCAAGUCUCUUCAGCAGGCAAUAACGCAAACUAAGACGAAUACAAGUCAUUCAGCUCCUCAUUUGUAAUCAAAAUAUAGGUUUUUCUUUGCACUUUCAGAAGUGGCAGCCAUGAUGGAAGGAAUCUCUCAGCUAAUAACUGGUAUAUUGUUCUCCCUCUUAGAGCAAGAGCUUGUUGAUUGAAACAUCAAAGGUGAAAAUCAAGGCUGUAAUGGUGUUUUGAUUGAUUAGGCUUUUAAAUUCGUUGACAAAAAAAAUGGCCUAACUGCUGAGGCCAACUACCCAUACAAGGGAACGGAUAGCACUUGCCACGCCAUCAUGGAAGCUAGCCAUGCAGCAAAGAUAACCCGGUUUGAAGAUGUGACUGCAAACGGUGAAGCUGCAUUGUGAAGGCUUUUGCUAAACAACAAGUUUCCGUUUCCAUUCAUGCUGGGGGAUUUUGAGUGCCAAUUCUACUUAAGUGGCAUCUUUACUGAGAACGUGGCACUCAACUUGACCAUGGUGUUACAGUCGUUGGUCAUGGAGUUAGCGAGCGAAUAAGGUAUUUGUUGCUGAUGAACUCGUGGGGUGUAAAAUAGGCGGAUAGGGAUACAUCCGAAUGCAGUGUGAUGUAUCUGCCAGGGAAGGACUUCGUGGCAUGGCCAUACAAGCCUCUUACCCUACUUCCUGAAGUUUCCAUAUCUCAAAACAUGCCAUCACCUGCUGUUGGUUAUUUCUAUCACCUAUCAAACGUGUAUGCUUGUUUUCCACAUUUUCUUCUUUUUUUGCACAAUAUCCCAGGAAGAACUCAUAAUAGCAUCUCAAACGAGUCUGUAAUUCUGUAAAUGGUGUCUAUUUAUGUUAUAAUAUAACUUUCUCGUAUUGUUCCAGAAA
Populus nigra (black poplar) is the source of this 1621-nucleotide messenger RNA. Its product is annotated as GEM-like protein 4. The record is from RefSeq and is a predicted model, not a curated record. The coding region runs from base 110 to 817 and encodes 235 amino acids. NCBI's taxonomy places the organism in Eukaryota, Viridiplantae, Streptophyta, Magnoliopsida, Malpighiales, Salicaceae. The transcript has 4 exons.